Molecule: messenger RNA, 10600 nt
Organism: Acanthochromis polyacanthus (spiny chromis)
Lineage: Eukaryota; Metazoa; Chordata; Actinopteri; Pomacentridae
Gene: sbf1
Product: SET binding factor 1
Exons: 43
Coding region: 181-6018 (1945 amino acids)
Source: RefSeq, a predicted model, not a curated record
CAGACUCGCGGCUCUCCGCUGUCAGGGCAAGGCAGACUGACAGUAUGGCGGCGGGGUGCAGCUGGAAGGAUGCUACUGUCGCCCGUGAUGUGUCUAUCGCCGGCAGGACGUAAAUGGACUAUUGACGGCGAAAAGAGAAGAGGAUUUAGCGAGAAAGGCCUGUCGCCGUGAGCUCCCAAGAUGGCCAGACUCGCCGACUACUUUGUUGUGGUCGGUUACGACCUCGACAAGCGAGUGGAGGGUGAAGGUCAAGGUCGCAUUCUCCAGCGGUUUCCUGAGAAAGACUGGGAGGACAGCCCGUUCCCACAAGGCAUAGAGUUGUUCUGCCAGCCCAGCGGUUGGCAGCUGGUUCCUGAGCGGCAGCCUGCCUCCUUCUUUGUAGCGGUUUUGACUGACAUCAACUCGGAGCGUCACUACUGUGCCUGCUUCACCUUCUGGGAGAGCCUAGACAACCCACAGCUGCAGAAGGCUGAAGCCAGCGAGGCAGAUGAAGCAGAUGAGGAGCUGGCUGUCAUCCAACCAACUAAGGUCUUCGGCCCAAAGAGCCUGGUGCUGGUGUCCCGUCUGGAUUACACUGAGGUGUUCAGGAACUGUCUGGGUCUGAUCUACACCGUCCAUGUAGAUGGACUGUCUGUCCCCUUGGAAACAGUGAUCGGAAAUCUCCUCACCUGUGUCAUCCCCAUCGCUGGAGGCUCCCAGAUAGAUGAAUCCCCAGUUUGUAGUUUAGACAAAGUUCCUCAGGCCCUGGCCUGUGAAUGGCUGCUGGCCUGUCUCCAGCCGGGCCUGGAGGAGAAAGAGGAGAGUUUGAGGACUAUAACAUUAGGCGCUGGCGACCGGCAAGUUAUCCAGACUCCCAUCAACGACUCCCUUCCUAUCAGUGGCAGCAGCGUGGCCCAACUCUUCAGACAGCUCGGUAUCAUCAACGUGCUGUAUCUGUUCUGUGCAGCCCUGACGGAGCAUAAAAUCUUGUUCCUCUCCAGCAGUUACCAGAGGCUAACAGAUGCCUGCCGAGGACUGCUGGCCAUCAUGUUCCCCCUCAAAUACAGUUUCACUUAUGUUCCCAUCUUACCGGGAAAACUCCUAGAGGUCCUGAGCACGCCCACCCCCUUCAUCAUUGGUGUCAAUUCAUUCUUCCGCUCUGAGACACAAGAACUGUUGGAUGUGAUCAUCGCUGACCUGGACGGAGGCACGGUCACCAUCCCUGAGUGUGUCCACAUCUCCCUGCUACCUGAACCUCUCCUACAGCAGACCCAGACUGCACUCUCCAUGGUGUUGGAUCCAGAGCUGGAAGUUGCUGAUCAUGCCUUCCCCCCACAGUCCACACAACCUUCUGCACUCAAGAUCCAGGAUAAGGAGAUCCGAGGUGUCUUCCUGUGGCUGUUCGCUCGGCUCUUCCAGGGCUACCGCUGGUGUUUACAUAUCAUUCGCAUUCACCCUGAACCUGUGAUCCGCUUCCAUAAGGCUGCCUUCCUGGGCCAGAGGGCGCUGACUGAGGAUGACUUCCUCAUGAAGGUGUUGGACGGCAUGGCGUUUGCAGGCUUCGUGUCAGAGAGGGGGCCUCCCUACAGGGCCACUGACCUGUUUGAUGAUCUGGUAGCCAACGAGGUGGAGCGGAUACGACAAGAGGAGGCCUGUCCACACAAAGUCAUGAACCAUGUCAAGGAGCUUGCAGAGCAGCUCUUCAAAAACGAGAACCCCUACCCUGCUGUGGCCAUGCACAAAGUCCAGCGGCCAUCAGAAAACAGCCAGACCUCCACACAGAACCAGACAGCCUUUCCGGUGCUGGACGACGUUGCGGUGCAGCUCUUCAUCGAUCACGCUGCUGCCAAGCUCAAGACUGCUCCUCCUGUAGUUAAGGCAGAGGUCAAGGGCAUGGUGCCAUCAGGCCCUCCACUGGGGGAUAUUGUGGACAGAAAUGGCAACGUGAUGGCUAACAGCGCACGCAGGCUGGAGGUGGUUAGGAACUGCAUCACGUACAUCUUUGAGAACAAAAUGCUGGAGGCCAAGAAGUUAAUGCCAGCCGUACUGCGUGCAUUGAAGGGUCGGGCAGCCCGGGUUUGUUUGACCCAGGAGCUCAAUCAGCACGUCCUACAGAACCGAGCGGUGCUGGAUGACCAACAGUUUGACUACAUCGUCCGCAUGAUGAACUGCACCUUACAGGACUGUUCUCAUAUGGAUGAACAUGGUAUUGCAGCCGCCCUCCUUCCACUGGUCACAGCCUUCUGCAGAAAAAUGGGAGCAGGCAUCACUCAGUUUGCCUACAGCUGCGUACAAGAGCACAUGGUGUGGACCACCAUGCAGUUCUGGGAGGCGAUGUUCUACAGCGAUGUCCAGAACCACAUUAGGGCUCUGUACCUGGAGACGGAAGAUGGAGAUCAGCAGAACAACUCUGAGCAGCAGGACGGGUCAGGCAACGGAAGGGAAAUCAGCGCCCUGGAGCUGGCCUCAGAGCAGAGCCGCCUGUGGCCGACGCUCAGCAAGGAAAUGCAGACAGAGCGUGUGCAGAAGGAGGAGAGCACUGUGUUCAGCCAGGCCAUCCACUACGCCAACAGGAUGAGCUACCUGCUGCUGCCGCUGGACACCAGCAAGAACCGCCUGCUGAGGAGUUCUGGUCUCGGAGAUGUGGAGAGCGUCAGCAACAGCUACGUCACAAACAGUAUUGCAGGCAGCAUGGCAGAGAGCUACGACACAGAGAGUGGCUUUGAAGAUGCUGAGAGCUCAGAUGUGGCCAACUCUGUGGUGCGCUUCAUCAACCGCUUUGUAGAUAAAGUGUGUAAUGAGAGCGGCGUGACCAACGACCACCUUAAGGCUCUCCACACCAUGAUACCAGAUAUUGUUCAGAUGCACAUCGAGACGUUAGACGCAGUCCACAGGGAGAGUAAGAGAUUGCCUCCGAUCCAAAAGCCCAAGCUGCUGAGGCCGACUUUGUUGCCUGGUGAGGAGCUGGUGAUGGACGGCAUGCGAGUCCAUCUCAUCCCUGAUGGUCGUGAGGAGGCCACAGGGCUGAUGGGAGGUCCACCUCUACUACCCGCCGAGGGCGCCAUCUUUCUCACUACCUACCGCCUCAUUUUCAAGGGCACGCCUACCGACCCGCUGGUGGGUGAGCAGGUUGUGACUCGCUCCUUCCCCAUCGCCUCUCUGACCAAGGAGAAGAGGAUCUCUGUUACAUUAACCAUGGAUCAGUUUGUCCAAGAGGGGCUCCAGCUACGAUCCUGCACCUUCCAGCUAAUGAAGAUCGCAUUUGAUGAGGAGGUUGCAUCAGACCUGGCUGAGGUUUUCAGGAAGCAUGUUCACAAGCUGCGUUAUCCUCAGCAUGUCCAGGGCACCUUCGCCUUUACAGUGGGUCAGUGUGGCAAGAUGGUGGUGGAGCACAAGAACAAGGACAAGAACCAGUCGCUCAAGACACUUUCUAAAAACCUGGUGAAAACUGCGAAGAGGACCAUUGGCCGGCAGUAUGUGACCAGGAAGAAGUAUUCUCCUCCUACCUGGGAGAACAGGAGCAGCUUCCAGUCGGAGCUCGAUGAGGACGAAAUCUCAGUGUCAGAGGAGGUGGAACAGAGCACCCUCACCCUCUCCUCCACCAUCCGCUCAUCAGACAGGCAGACCAUGAGCAACGUUGUGGAGCGGGCCUGUUGUCGUGACUACCAGCGUUUGGGUCUGGGCACGCUCAGUAACAGCCUGACACGUUCUAAGAACGAGCCUUUCAGGAUUUCCACUGUUAACCGCAUGUACACCGUCUGCAGGAGCUACCCUGGCCUCCUCAUCGUCCCUCAGAGCAUCCCAGACACCACCAUCCAGAGAAUCUCCCGCUGCUACCGACAAAACCGCUUCCCUGUGGUGUGCUGGAGGAAUUCACGGACCAAGGCUGUCCUGCUGCGCUCAGCAGGCCUCCAUGCUAAAGGGGUGGUGGGCUUCUUCAAGUCCCCCAACGCUUCUACUGCAGUGCCCUCCCAGGCAGAUUCCACCAGUCUGGAGCAGGAGAAGUACAUGCAGGCCAUCAUCAGCUCUAUGCCUUCUUACAGUGAGAGCAGCGGCAGGAACACACUGAGCGGCUUCACCUCCAUACAGAUGAACAACUCUGACUUUUCAGAUAAGCUGAGGCAGCCCAAGAUCGGAGCUCUGAUGAAGCAGGUGAUGGGCUCCAAGGAUGACGUUCCUGGAACCUUCAGCAGAGGAGCUCUGGGUCAAAGGGCGAAAGUCAUCUCCCUCUCUCAGCCCAAAGUGUCUGGCAAGGCCAGGAACCCUCCUAGAGGUAAAUGGGGCAGUAUCCGAGGCAGUGGGCGUCUAAGUGCCUACAACCCAGAUGUGGGGACACGUCUGGCUGGAAAAGAGUCUCCACAACCCAACGGAGGGCCUAGUGAGGCUCUGUUCCUCCGCCAGCAGAAGGCCUACCUCUACAUCAUUGGGGACAAGGCCCAGCUCAAGGGAGGCAAACAGGACUCGUUCCAGCAGUGGGAGGUGGUCCCCAUUGAAGUGUGUGACGUUCGGCAGGUGAAGAACAGCUUCAAGAAGCUGAUGAAGGCCUGCGUGCCGAGCUCUUCCACCUCUGACCCCAACAUGAGCUUCCUGCGCUGCCUGGAGGACUCUGAGUGGAUGGCGUUGCUGCACAGGGUGCUGCAGGUGUCCGUCCUGGUGGUGGAGCUUCUGGAUACGGGCUCGUCAGUCAUGGUCAGUCUGGAGGACGGCUGGGACGUCACUACACAGGUGGUGUCCCUGGUGCAGCUGCUGUCUGAUCCCUACUACAGAACCUUUGACGGUUUCCGGCUGCUGGUGGAGAAGGAGUGGCUGUCGUUUGGUCACAGGUUCAGUCACCGGGGAGCCCAGACUCUGGGCAGCCAGAGCAGCGGUUUCACCCCCGUCUUCCUGCAGUUCCUGGACUGUGUACAUCAGAUCCACCUCCAGUUCCCCAUGGAGUUUGAGUUCAGUCAGUACUACCUGAAGUUCUUGGCCUACCACUAUGUGUCCAACCGCUUCCGCACAUUCCUGCUCGACUCAGACUAUGAGCGCAUUGAGCUGGGGGUGCUGUAUGAGGAAAAAGGAGAGAGGAAGAGUCCUCAGGUGUGCAAGUCUGUGUGGGAUUACAUCGACAGACUCAACAAGAAAACACCUGUUUUCUACAACUACAUGUUCUCUCCUGAAGACGACGAGGUGCUGCGACCGUACACCUUCAUCUCCAACCUGAAGGUCUGGGACUUUUACAUGGAGGAGACUCUGUCAGAGGGGCCCUCAUACGACUGGGAGCUGAGGGGCCGGCAGGAGCGAGUGGCCGAGGAGAUGGCUGAUAAACCUGAAACCACUGGCCCUAAGUCACAGCGGCGCAUUGUGUGGCCGUGUUAUGACAGCCUGAGUAAGGUGGUGCCCGACGCCAUCACCAAGCUGCUGCAGGACCUGCAGAGUCUGGAAGCUGAGCUCGGACAGACAUCAGAGAAGUGGAAAGACACGUGGGACAAAAUCAAGACCACGCAGAGAACUGAGACCAAACUGGAGAGCAAGCCGUCGUUCUCCAGCUCCCUCCUGAUGUCGUCCAACCUGAGCCAUCAGCGGCGUUCUCAAGGCGUCUACUUGCAGGAGAGCGGUGUGGGCUCCUCCAUCAACCUGGCUCUGGACUGCGAGGCCAGCGCCACUUCCACGCCUGUCGCAGGCCGGCCGAGCACCAGCACGCUCUAUAGCCAGUUCCAGAGCACCGAGAGCGAGAACAGGAGUUUUGAAGGCAUUUUGUUCAAGAAAGGGGCGUUGUUGAAACCAUGGAAACCACGGUGGUUUGUGUUGGAUAAGACCAAGCAUCAGCUGAGAUACUACGAGACCAGACAGGACAAGGAGUGUAAAGGAGUGAUCGAGCUGGCCGAUGUGGAGUCUGUCACAGCAGGGACGCCUGCCAUGGGAGCACCCAAAAACAUCGAGGAGAAAGCCUUCUUUGAUCUCAAGACGACCAAACGAGUGUACAACUUCUGUGCCCAGGACAGCCUGAACGCACAGCUGUGGAUGGACAGUGUUCAGAGCUGCCUGUCAGAUGCCUAAAGAGGAGGCGGGACUCUCUGAGGAGCAGAAGCAACCUUGAACGAAUGAGCAGUGCUGUGGCACCUGAUGGACAUCUCUGCUGGCCAGCCCCAGCAGGACAGGGAGGGGAAGGGGCCUUUCACCACUUAAGCUCUGUUCUGUUCUCUAGUGUUGAACUCAUAACCUGCGUCACAACGUUUCAGUGUUUUUGUUAUAAAAAAUGAGAAAGAAGAAAAAAAAACGUCCCAGAAGAACCACUGGCUGCAGCAGUCUGACCACUAUGACCACGCUGGACGUCUGUAUGCUCGUCAAAGCUCGUUGCUGCGUUUCUGUGAGGCGUCCUGCAGCUUGGCCCAGCAUGAAGAUCCUUCCAGACCCUCCACCUGUAAACCUCCACCCACUCUCCCUACGACUAACCGCUGGCCCUUAACAACACUUUGGGGAGGAAUGACGGAGGAGCUGGUCAGACGGCUCCAGAAAAGGAUCUAAAAGACCAGCUGGUGGGUCGACGGACCAAAACUAGCCUUGAGGAACGGAAAGGCCCUCGGAGGCUUCUGCUCUUCGCCUCUCACUGCCUGAUGGAGCCUCAGUUAUCCAGAGGAGGAGCUCAUCAACGGUUCAUGAAGGAUUUUCUUUUAUUUUCCUUUUUCAAAAGUCUCAAAUUUGUUCCAGAAAGAGAUCAACGCUCGUCAGCUGUCCUCAACAGGCGGCGACAUACUGUGAAAGCCAUGAAUCAGUGGUAGAGAUGAAACCAGGAGAGCCGGUGGGAGAUUAGAGCCCGUCAGGUGUUGAGAGUGUCGGUGAACUUUCACUGAGAGUGUUUACAAAGUAGAAGAAUUUCCCUCACGUUUCUAACAACCACUAGAACAGCUACGUUUCUCCACUUCACACUUUUAAGGGAUGCUGAAGGAAACAGGAGGGAUUUAUUUAGUAAUGAUGUCAUAAAACAAUCUAUAGAAGGAGAUGUGGAAGGUUUAGAGGAGGGAUACUAAUGAACAGUGAUAUUUUGGGAUGCUUCAGAGAGACUACAGUUAUUAGAGAUGGACACGGACUCACCGAGUGUUGGAAACAGGAUGUUUGUUAAAGGAAAAUUCUGCUGUUUUUAACUGUCACUCUGUCUGCUAACAUUGUAGAAGUGGACUGAUCGGACCGAUAGCAGCCAUCAGUAAAAUCACUGUAUGCUGACCAGGCUGUAACUGCUUGAUCCAAUCGAAGCCUUUCUAACACACAAAUCAAUUUAAAUGCUUCUCCCUUGAGCUCAUGUUUAGCUACUGUUGCUAUUUAGCAACAGUAGCUAAACAGCAACAGUUUGAUUAGUGAACCAGGGUUGGUUAACCGGCUAGUAAACGACAUUUCUGUGCAGAAAUCACGCUGUCAGUGUCAUAUAGGAGCAGCUUCUACUUCAGGCCUACCUGGUAGACGCUUUGGUUGCUGUGUGGGUGACGGACAUGAUAGCUAAUGCUAAUGCUAAUGCUGCAGCAGAUGAACAGGUAGCUAGUCUGGUUAACCAGCUGGUUAGCUGCAGUAGCUAAUCCCUGAAGCCUCGUUUUUUUGGGGGGUUCAGUCUAGCCUUUCAGAAGACUUCUAUAAAAUCUACCAGAUUUGCUCCCUUGGUCCUGAUUCACACUAACUGUCCUGUAAAACUAGCACCUCCAACACUUCACAGGCCGACUAAAACAGUUUCAUUAGAGCAAUGCGUUGCUGUGUAGCUGAUCCCUGAACCUGGACUCACUACAGGAGGUUUGGGGUGACUCCCAGCAGUCAGAGGAUGAAUCUGGUCUGAACCACAUUAUCUUGUAAUGUGGGGCUUCAUAGAUCAGUCUGGAACCUCCUGAACUGCUCAGACUCCUCAUAGUAUCACACGUCUUUAACAUUUGUGAGUAAAUCAGAUUGUUACAGGAGUGCUAGGAGCUAAACCCUGAACAUUUCAGCUACAGGUAAUAAAGCUGACAGUUCAAAUUUCACCUCCGUUUCUCACUGAAAAACUACAUUUGUUUACCACAUCUCAGAAACCUUUUAGCCUUCUGCAGUUGCUCUUUCUAACUGCAGAUUAUUGUUAACAUUUAAUCAGGUUGUUGCUCCGUAGAGCUCAUUUUAUUUACAUCUGCUGCUCCCUGAUUCUAACAGCAGUCUGAACACCCUGUAUUAUGGGAUGGACUCUGGUUUUGAACCUUGCAUAUGUUCAGUCUGAGAUUAGAGAGUUUCUCCUCCUGCAGUGUGAGUCUGACCUAAGAAAGGCUGAGUUCGUAGUAGAAGGUCCUGAACCCUUGAAGGAACUUUCAUUUCUUCUGAUUUGCGUUCUAGACUAAUGAGAGGUUGAGAAACAGCACAGUUUUCCUUUAAUGGCGCUGGCUUGGUGGACGUCAUGUGGAGCAGUUCCAUCACAUCCUCUGGUGUCUCAGCUUGAACCAGACGGAGCUCCUGUUUCUGCUGAAGCUUGUACAUAGACCAGUGUCCAUCUGUUAGCAGAGGAUCCGUACGUUUAGCUGGAAGCUUUCAAACUUCAGGUCACUAGUUUCUGUCAAUGGUUUGUCCAGCUGCCCCUCCACUCCUCCCCUCACUAAACCACUCUGACCCCACAUUAACAAACCCUGCUCUGUAAAAUACGGUUCUACUGCUGUCUUUGAACAUAAAAUUUGAAAUUGUAGAUUUUUUUGUGUCUAAUAACUCCUUUGUAUAUACUACUCCAGAUUUGUAUGUAACGUUUAUGGUAGUAAUUUAUUUAACUUGUCUCCUCAGUAAAGAAAGUUCCUCAAGCACCACUUUAUUUUUAAAUUAGGAAUUCAAUGUGCCAUUUGUUUAUUUCUGUAUUAAUGUGACUAAUGCUUUUUCUUUUUUUUUUUUUUGAAAAUGUACAAGUAAACCCUUGAUGUCGUCUUCUUUUUUUGUAAGCACGGUUGUCCUUACACAACACAAACCGUUAAUGCAAGAGUGGAAAUGGUGUGUUAGUGGCAGACGGCUGCUUUUAAAGCUUGGAUUUUACUGUGUUGCUCACCCACAGCGCUGGGAUGUUCUGGAUGGAGACGACAGUCCAAAUAAAUGUCAGACAUGUCAAAUGUUCCUGCUGCUGGCUUCUGCUGAUUGGCCUGAUGUUGGUUUGAUGCACCGCUGUGGCUCCAGCAAUAAUCAGAUGGAAAACAUUAAACAUGUAAAAUUAUCAAUCUAUUGGGAUAUAUUUUGAUGAACCGGUUAAAAGUACAAGAAAACGAGCAAAUACUCCCAUUUGGUGCCUUUUAGUUGCUGACUUCGCUCAGAGGGAAGCCACUAAACUCUUCCUGCAAAUCAUUCUUCCAUGGUAUUCUAAUAAAAUAGAAAUUUCUUUCAAUUUCCUUAAAUUUAGUCUGUUCUGCUUCUCACUGAACAUUUACCCAAUUACACUACCAAGCAAAAGUUUGGGACCACCUAUAAAUGUCCUUAUUUUUUCAAACAAAAGCAUUUUUUUUCAUUGAAGAUAGCAUUAAAUGAAUGAUAAAUCCAGUGUAGACAUUGUUAAUGUGGUAAAUGACUGUUCUAACUGGAAACGGCUGAUUUUUAAUGGAAUAUCUCUAUAGGGGUACAGAGGAACAUUUCCAGCAACCAUCCUUCCUGUGUUCUAAUGCUACAUUGUGUUAGCUAAUGGUGUUGAAAGACUCACUGAUGAUUAGAAAAUUAGAACAAGAAUGUGAGUCUUCAUGGUGAACAUGAAAUUAUCUGGAUGACCCCAAAUUUACGGGCAUCAAAAAAUAUUGUUUCCUUGUCUGAAAAAAAAUCCAAAAAUUCAGCAAAAAAUUCCCCAAAUUUCUAAAAAUUUGCAAAACUUACAGGAAGACAAUUCCAAUAAUUCCUUAAAAGUUCCAUUUUUAAAAAAAAAAAUCUCCCAAAUGGGGCAAGAAAAUUCUUAUAAAUAUUUUCAAAAAAUGAGUAAAAAUCUUCCAAAACUAAUUCCUAAAAAUAUCAAGUCAUCCCAUAUAUAUCAUUAAAACUUCUAAUAUUUUCUUUAAGAAGAUAAAAAUCAACCAAAAUCCAGCAAACUUCGCUGGAUUUUGGUUGAUUUUUUUUUUUAUGAUGUUCUUAAACAUUUUUAACAUUUCUUUUUUUCCAUCGAAAAAUGUUCAAAGAUUUCCCAAAAAUGUUGAAAAUGUGGACAUCAGAAGUUUCCCACAUUUUCAGACAGGUUAAUUUUGACCAGCAGGACGACACGAGGGUUAAAGCAUCACUGCUUUAUAGAGUUUUCUGAAGGUCAGCUGAGCAACAGAAAUAAAAGUCCAACAUUCCGUUCACACUAGAUUCAGGCGACCUUCUGCUUCUUAAAAUAAUCUUCCCCUGAGGAACAGCAGCAGUCUCUGCAGCGUCUGAACUGUGGGAACGCUCUGCGUGUGGUUGUGUUUAGACUGCAGUCCACAUCCAGUCAGCCCAGCUCACCUUUUCACUCUGGUUUACUCAUCUCUCUGUGGUAACGCUCUACAGCACACAACAUUAACCACAACAAUACCACAUAAUCCUUUUUAUUUAUUUGUUCUUUUUUGUUUUUCUUUUUUAGAAAUGACCUUCUGAGCCGGGUUAUGUUGUCAAUCAUGUCAAUAUAGUUUUUAGAAACCAAAUAAAAACUGUGGUUUUAAAUGUU